UGUGACCAAAAGUUGUCAUUUUUCCCAAAGCUGCUGAGAAGGAACCCUGACCGCCGCCUUGGUUCCAGUGAGAGGGACGCAGAAGAUGUGAAAAAACAGGCUUUCUUCAGGGUAAUGGGCCAGCACCAUAUCUGGGGCUUAUUGAUAGUCUGUUGUGUGUGGGUGCCGCAGUGCCAUCAAUAGGGGACAGGGCAAGAUGGCAGGCUUUGUAGAAAUUCAAGAAGUCCAGGCUUCAUUUCUUGUGUCAUUCACCCCAAUUUGAAAAGCAAAUCUUUGCCAUCACCCAUUUCCUAUUGGCCGGCAGUGUGGCCCUGGUGUUUGUCAAUGUCAUCCAUGCCAUGUUAACCUUGAUCUUAUUUCUCCCCCUCCAACCCUUGCGCCACCGUUUCCUGUUACAGCUCAUGAGAAGAAACCCCGACAAGCGUCUGGGUGCGAGUGAGCGUGACGCCGAAGACGUCAAACGCCAGACAUUCUUCCGGGUAACUUUGGAACGGCCUGUGGGGUGCCGGGGCUGUAUAUCCCAGCCGCACCCACAAGCCUGUUGUGCUCAAGCCAUUAUGUUGCAUUAGUGGCAUGAGCUAUGUAUAACACAUAGAUUUGUAGGAAUGCUUGCAGUGGAACUUUCUUAUAACUUUUAAUCAUGAGGUCCAAACUGUAUUCUUUUCUUUAAACUAUUAAACAUCCAAAACUAGUGCAGUAUUUAGAUUAUGCAAGGGAUGGAUAUUGAAAAUGCCUGAAAUCAGCAUGAUAUCUACUGGGUAUUUAGGAACGCAAUAUGGACAGUGUAUUUAAUGACAUAUUAUGGACUGUUUAGUUAGUGAGAUAUUAUGGACUGGGUAUUAAGUGACAUUAUGUGGACAUGGUAUGUGGUAAAACAAUUUGGUCUAGGUAGUUAGUGACAAUAUGUACUGGGUAUUUAAUGACACAAUAUGGACUGGGUAUUUGGUGACACAAUAUGGACUGGGUAUUUGGUGACACAAUAUGGACUGGGUAUUUCAUGACACAAUAUGGACUGGGUAUUUGGUGACACAAUUGUACUGGUUAUUUAAUGACAUAAUGUUGACUGGGUAUUUGGUGACACAAUUGUACUGGUUAUUUAAUGACAUAAUGUUGACUGGGUAUUUAGUGGGUAUUUAGUGACAUAAUAUGGACUGUUUAUUUAGUGACAUAAAAUGGACUGUUUAUUUAGUGACAUAAUAUGGACUGGGUAUUAAGUGACAUAAUGUGGACAUUGUAUGUGGUAAAACAAUUUGGUCUAGGUAUUUAGUGACACAAUAUCUACUGGGUAUUUGAUAACAUAAUCAGUACUGGGUAUUUAGUGACAUAAUAUGGACUGAUUAUUUAGUGACAUAAUGUGGACUGGAUAUUUAGUAAUACAGUAUGGGUAUUUAGUGACAUACUAUUUACUUGUUAUUUAAUAACAUAACAUGGACUAAGUAUUUAGUGUCAUACUAUAGACUGGGUAUUUAGUGACACAAUAUGGACUGGGUCUCUUGUGACCAAAUAUAGAAAGUCCACUUUCUAGUCCAGCAAUGGUAAUCAAUACAUGAAUGUGGCAUUCAUUGGAAGCUACUAGUCUCUCUAUAGUUGCCAUGCAUGUUUCUGUGUCCCAGAUACACGGGGCCACUAAACUACUUUUCUUACUUAUUAUAAUAAAAAAAUAUAUAUUUUUUUUUUAAAAACUAUUCAUUUAUCUUUUUUAUUAACUAAUUCUCUUAGGACUUACCAAGAGAUGCCUUUUGUUCAAUCUGCAGUUCUUUAAUUGAUUUGGUUAGAGUUGUACUAAAAACUGCCACUAGACCAUCUGAUCCUAUCAAUAUAGAUGUUCAAAGUUGGCCAGAUGUUGCCAGUAGAAUUGCCUUGUUUUGUGUCUACUAGAUGGAAUGUUAGAUUGCACCAUGACAAUAUUUACAUUUUUAGCCUAGGGUUCUAGUAUAAUUUCCAGCAGAACUUCUUGAUAUUCAUUUCAACACAUUUUUUUUUUUUAAAGAUUCUUGCCAUUUAAUCCCUGUAAAACCAUUUUUCCUUUCAACCCAUUCUAUCACACACAAAGCCCAAAUAUGUUUUAAAAACAACUUCUAUCCACAUGAAUUUUUAUAAGAUUAUAAAUACUUACUCAAUAACUUAUGCAGGCAUCUGUAGUACUAUAGCUAGCGUCAUUAACCAAGGAAUUAUGUCUAAUUACAUCUAAAUUGCCAUCCAAGUCAUCAUCUGAGUUCAUUUUGAACAAAAUUGCAAUUGACCGGGGUAAAAAAAGAAAAAAAUUAAAUUUUAAGGAAAGUUAUUCUUUAAACCAGCAUUUACCAUUCAAAGUUGGGAUCUCUCCAUUUAUGAAUGAAUCAAACAUUAGGAUGGUGCACAACAUUAUGAUGGUGCACAACAUAGGAUGGUGCACAACAAAAGGGAAUUGAUCAAAUUUUCCUUGUUGCUAUAUCAUAUGGACACUGUUAGGCCUCGUCCGGAUGAUUGUAAAGUGUUACAACAAUCUAAAAUUUUUAAAAAAUGUUCCAAAUAAAAAACCAUAUGAUUAAAGUUAUAAACAAGUUCCCAUUAAGAUCAACUGAAUAAAGUCGUAAAAGUUUCCAUUCAAAUCACUUAAUCAGGCAACUCUAAAGUAAAAUGCGGACCUUCCCCCCCCCCCCCUUCCCCAACCCCAGUUCCCCCCACCCCUAAAGUCGUAAAAGUUUCCCAUCCAAUCCCUUAAUCCGGCCACCCCAAAGUAAAAUGCGGGCCCUCCCCCCCCCCCCCCUUUCCCAACCUCAGUUCACCCCAGCCCUCCCAAUGACACAGUUAACAAUUUAUUAUCUGCUGCAUGACUUUGUCUUCUUAUUGUCUGGGUUUACUUGGACAUUAAUUUGUUUCUUUUCAACUAUCUUUUUUUUUUGUUUUUUUGUUUGUUACAUCAUCUAGCAGUUUGCUGCAUUCAUUUGUUAUUAAUUCAGUUUAGUUGUGUUAUGAAACACAUUUUUUGUCAUUGAUAAAAAAUGUGUCAGGGGUUCUGUACCAUUUUUUAAAAAAAAAUGUGUGUAGAGAAAAGGGAAGGAAUGGGAACUCUUUGCUUUUCUGCUGUCUCUUACAUAAUUCUAUAGCAGUUUGAACAAAAUUCUGUAUUUGUAGCUUUGAUGUAACCUAGAGUUUCACUGUAGAUUCAUAGAAGCAUCAUAUGUUAGAGGAUAUGGAUUAUAGGACUUAAGAUAAUAUUGUCUGCGUAUUUACUUGUUAAUUGACCCUCUUGAGACAGAGCCUUUUUUGGACUGUCUGUGCCAAGAAAAUGGAGCCCUUUUUACCAGCACUGCAUUUUCAUAGCAAAAAAUGAUAUUAAUUUAAAACAAACUAAUUACUUGACAAAUGUAAAACCAUCUUAUAUUCUUGUAGGGAAGUGAAUGAGCUAAAAUGAUCUUGGUGAAUCAAACGGAGAUCUCAACAUUCAUGCAAAGGAGAAAGCCUGGUUGGCAGAACUUUUUCAUGCCAUUUAUUUUAACACUUGGAUAAACAUGCCUUUCUUGCAGAAUUUUGUUGAAUUUUCUGAUGAUUGGAGCCUAAAUAACUCCUAACAAAAAUUUGAAUGAGUGCUAAUGGGAAAAACUGAAUAAAAUAUUCCAUUCGGGCUACUUAAGCCUUUCGAGGUCAAAUUUUUAAAGCAUUUCAUAGGCGUCAUUAGGAGCCACAGAAAAUUGCUUCAGAAUAAACAUAACGCCUUGAUCUAUGGAAGCCACCAUCAACAUGGCCAGGUGAACAAGAAAUGUGAGAAGCAAUCUGAUUAGCUGGUACAAAGACCAGCCAGCCAAACUUGAGGCUUGUAUUAUUGGGCAGAUUGGUCAGCCAUCCAUAUUUUUUUGCCUUUCGACUCUGGGCUGAAAGAUCUGUCAGGCUGUCUCAAGGGGGUCAAGAGGCUUUCUGGCUAUUGCUCCACUGUUAUUUAUUUUGUGUGUGUUGAGUAAGUUGAAUGAGCUUCUGUGGGUUCUCACCAGCAGACAUAGAUCAUUAGCAUGCACAACACCCAUCUAGAUAACUUUGAAAUGUCAGUCUCUCUUUUAAAAUACAAUGGAGUAAUGUCGUCUAUGUCCUAGGUUGAAAUAGAAAUAGAGUAUGCUAAAACUUGUAGAUUAUUGUUAUCGGUUUUGACCUUGUUAUAUUUUCAUUAUGCCCUAUACAGAAUGUCGUCUGGAAUGAUCUGUUAACCAAAAAAGUCAAACCACCCUUUACUCCAACCAUUGUAAGUAUUACUUUCAUAUUCAAAACACCCUUUACACCAACUAUUGUAAGUAUUACUUUCAUAUUAAAACUAUCAUUAACACCAAUCAUUGUAUUACUUUCAAUCCAUCACCCUUUACACCAACCAUUGAACAUAUUACUUUCAUAUUCAAACCACCCUUUACACCAACCAUUGUAAGUAUUACUUUCAUAUUCAAAACACCCUUUACACCAACUAUUGUAAGUAUUACUUUCAUAUUAAAACGAUCCUUAUACACCAACCAUUAUAAGCAUUUCUUUCAUACAAAUUCUCUUUACAAGAUUUCAUGUUUACAAGUAUGUUUUAAUAAUUUUAGUUUGACUUAUUAUUAGUAACUGAGUGACAGUGCACCAAAAGUAGAACACAAAUGAGAAAUAUUGAAUGUCUUUUUUCAGUAGGUUGGGGGGGUGGGGGUUGUUGUGUGUGUGUUUAGGUGAUUAAUUAAUGCACUCAUUUCAUCAUUAUCUCUUUAUUCCAUCGUGCUUAUCCUGAUAUAUCUCUAUUUCAUCUAUCUUAUCCUCAUAUCUCUUUAUGUUCGUUAGAAAAACAUGGAGGAUGUGAGUAAUUUUGAUGAAGAGUUCACAUCGGAGCGAGCUGUAUUAACACCUCCAAAGGACAGGCGAGCUCUGAACUCUGCUGACCAGCGCCUCUUCCGGGACUUUGACUAUGUGGCUGGGUGGUGCUGAGAUUUGCUGGCCAACCUGUGUCCAGAAUGUAAAAAAUAUUCUCAAUGGAUGAAAUCUUUGUUGGAGUGUUCACAAUGUAAGGCGUGUUCUCACUGGAUGAAAACAUUACCCAAGGAGUGCCCUCUAGGACGUCUGGAUUUUCACCAUUGUAUUUUCUAAACGAAUGUUUCAACUCUGUUCAAAUUAGGUGUUUAUGUUUAACAAAUUGUCACCUUGCUUUUAUGUCACAUUUCAUUCCUGUCAUAUGGGCCAUACGUCACAGGUCAAAACAUGAUUUGAGUCUUAACAUGAAAUAUUUUUAGUUUACAAACUGCUAUGUCCGUCAUGUGAAAUUUUCCAAUUUUGUAUAUACCAAUUGUAAUAAUGCCAAAAAAUAAUAAUUGUACCUUGUAUAUGUCCUCAUUCAAGGAAUGUCUGGCAAUAUAUUGACAAGUUUUUAUAAAACUAUUCAAAAGUAUAUUUUGUGGUGAGAAACACUCUGGAGAAAACUGUCCAAUAAUUAUUGGUUAUAAAUGACUGUUAAAUAAAAUAAAAAUAGGCCAAAGUUAUUUUGGUAGUAUUUUAGAGCAAAAUUUGGACAGGGGUCACUUGUUGAUAUGUUCACUAUUUUAUUCUGUUGUCUGGCUUGUAAAUGGAACUUAAGCCUUUGACCAAGGGGGAGUAAUUGUUGGGUACAGCUGACUUUCUUUCUUUUUUUUUUUAAAGCGGGCACGACUGAAGUUAUUGUUUGGUACAACUGAUGUAAGCCAGCACAGCUCUGCCCAGUCUAUGGUCUUUCCAGUCUAUGAUCUGCCAAGUCUAUGGUCUUUCCAGUCUAUGGUCUGCCCAGUCUAUGGUCUGCCCAGUCUAUGGUCUUUCCAGUCUAUGGUCUGCCCAGUCUAUGGUCUGCCCAGUCUAUGGUCUGCCCAAUCUAUGGUCUGCCCAGUCUAUGGUCUGCCCAGUCUAUGGUCUGCCAAUUAAAUGUAGAUUUUGAAAACUGUUCAUUAAUGUAAUACAAAAACCAUUGUUACUGUUAUAUUGAGUUGAAAUGAAGCAAGUAAUAUUUUGUUAUGCUCAGG
Molecule: messenger RNA, 5978 nt
Organism: Lymnaea stagnalis (great pond snail)
Lineage: Eukaryota; Metazoa; Mollusca; Gastropoda; Lymnaeidae
Source: the annotation of a GenBank genome assembly